Messenger RNA from Protopolystoma xenopodis, 462 nucleotides. NCBI's taxonomy places the organism in Eukaryota, Metazoa, Platyhelminthes, Monogenea, Polystomatidea, Polystomatidae. The record is from the annotation of a GenBank genome assembly.
AGAGAUGACCAGGCAACAGAAGCGUCUUGGCCAAUUGUUCCUUUUGAGGAUUCCUCGCUUCGUCGAAUGUCUACCAUUGAUCAUAGCCAACUUCGAGCUAAGAGCCUGCAAUCUCACUCAAUUCCUUCUGAGCACAUGCAUUUGCAACAUCUCCAACAGCAGCAGCGGCAGCAUCACAAUCACGACUCCAGCCAUCAUCUUCACGAGCGCAGACAGCGUCGUCAGCAGCAGGAAUCUGAUCCGCAGCCGUUAGAAUUUUGCCAUCCUCCUCAUCCUGUACAGGAUCCAGUCCACACACUUGCAAGGCCUAAUCCUUCAGGCAAGAUGCCAAGUCAAAAAAGGGGAACGGAAAUACACUACAAGGAUAGUAUCUUUGUGAUCGCGAUUUCCGCCAUGGUUGGGCAUUGGUUGUGCAAAAAAGACGGUACCAAACUUGGCAUCAAAUUGGCCGAAAAGAUGUAA